Molecule: messenger RNA, 2782 nt
Organism: Suillus paluster
Lineage: Eukaryota; Fungi; Basidiomycota; Agaricomycetes; Boletales; Suillaceae
Product: YT521-B-like domain-containing protein
Exons: 8
Coding region: 208-2577 (789 amino acids)
Biological process (GO): mRNA destabilization
Cellular component (GO): cytoplasm
Molecular function (GO): N6-methyladenosine-containing RNA reader activity; mRNA binding
Source: RefSeq, a predicted model, not a curated record
UUCUGAAUAGUGCGGAGGUAGCGGCGACGGCAUGAUUUGGCCAGGACUGCGUCUGAGAAGGUUUGGACUAGUUGGCAGUAACUUACACACGUUGUCUACUUUUUUGUCUUUCUCUUCUGAUUUUUGCUAGAUCGCUUCAUCUACUGAGCUCUCUGGUCGAUCUCUCCUAAGAAAUCACCCGAGCAGAAGACGUAAAUUUUAUCCCCGAUGUCGUCGCAGGGGACACAUCCGAUUUCCCCUCCUCCUGUACCAGUCUCUCCUCCUUCAACUGGUGUCCGGCGUCAUCACACAAUCUCAGCAUCAUCUCGCUCAGCGAGGGCUGGUGCCCGUGCGCCCAUUUCUGAGGAAGCGCAGGAGCAGCCACUCUCGAAUGACGAUGAGCUCGUUGGUGAGGACUGGCGAGGCGGAGUUGGCGCAGUGGGAGAGAAAACCUCGUUGCACCGACAAAGCUCGCUCCCCACCAAAUAUAAGGCCGUCCAUGGCCGAAGGUCACGACAGACGGGAAAUCUCACCCCAAGAAAUAUGAAUAGUUUAUCUGCCAUCGAUGGUCACGAAGGCGAUGAAGAAGACUGGGAAAACGACAUGAGAGCGUUUCAGAAUGAAGACGAGCACGAUAUGUCCAACUCUGAGUCUUCUCAGCAUCAGCUCGUCGUUGACGCCCAAUCGCAGUUGUCUACGGGCAAUCCGUCCCCUCUGUCACCUCAGUUUUCAACUUCGCACGUCCCAUCGCCGCCUCCUGCAGGGUCGGGCGUGCGACGUCACCAGAGCCUGACUUAUGGGGCUCAGAGCGGUGUCAGGCAAAUGUCCUCUUCAGGGCUCAAGCGUGCUGGGACUCUUCAAGGAAGUGGACGGCAUCCCCCAGUCGGACAUAGCCCCAGCCCUCCCAACGAGGAGGAGUACAUCGAGGAACAGGAGCUUGUCAAUUCUUACGAAGAGGACUCCUACUUUACCUCCCGGUCCCCUCCACCCCAGCAGCAGCAAUAUGCCCCUCAAGGUCAAGGACAGUAUCCGACCAGCCCUAUGGGACGCUCCUCUCCUUGGAACACUCCUGGCACCGGGGAGUGGCGAACCCCUGGUGGUUCGUUUUCCGCGGCAGGAACUGGAAAUCCUGAUGACCUCGCUCGUGCUCUAUCCAGCCUCGACAUCAACCAUAAUCUCUAUGUCAGUAAUACAGGAUAUCAAACAGGACAGACUGCCCAUCCUCCCCGGUUUCAAUCCACCCAUCCACCCCCCGCACUUUCCCCUGGUAUGCGCUCGGGCAACGUGCAGGGUGCCAACAAUGGCUCCUCUCGCAAAUUGCAGUUGAACACUGAAUCUGAUGGGCGCAGGACUCCAACUGCACAGCCCGGACAGGUGCCCGGCAGCGCGCCCGCAUACGUUCAACCUAUUGGAGCUCAACAGCAAAUGCACCAAUCUCGUGCUGGUUCCAUGAGCGACGCCGACCGUGCAGUGGCUGUCACUGGGGCUACGGCUUGGGAACAAAAAGAGAAGCUUCUUGGCCAACGCACUUCUAACCCCAGCUUGAACUAUCGAUACAACCAAGGCCAAAAAGGCAAUGUUCCUAGCGUACCGCCCAUCCCUUCGCAGUAUCUUAAUCAGCAAAGCGGUCAAGCUCCCCGAAUGGGGAAUUCCUUUGGCCAGGGACAGAUGCAAGGCGACAACAACGCCCAACCCGUUCCCGGGUUCAUCAACACCCCUGUUGACGUUCCGACGCUGAUUGCUGGAAAGGGAUAUAAUCCGCCCAACUUCGAUAUCCGCCCCGGAUUUGCUCGCUAUUUUGUCAUCAAAUCAUAUACAGAAGAUGAUGUUCACAAAUCUUUGAAGUACGAAAUAUGGAGUUCUACAGAUCCCGGAAACAAGAGACUUGACAAGGCCUUCAAAGAGUGUGGUGGGAGGGGUCCCAUCUACCUCUUCUUCAGUGUGAAUGCUAGUGGUCAUUUUUGCGGAAUGGCAGAAAUGUUAACUCCAGUGGACUAUACAAGAAGCAGUACAGUAUGGGCGUCCGACAAGUGGAAAGGUGUGUUCAAAGUGCGAUGGAUCUUUGUUCGUGAUAUCCCGAACGCCAACUUGAGGCACAUCCGCUUGAGCAACACUCAAGAACGCAAGCCAGUGACAAACUCUCGAGACACUCAAGAGCUACUACCUGAAGCUGGUCAAGAAAUGCUCCGUAUCUUCCACACCCACCCUGCUAGGACUUCUCUACUGCAGGACUUUGCUUUUUAUGAGCUUCAGGCGAUGCAGAAGAUGCAAGUGAAUCAACAGCAACAGCAACAAGGCGGAACUUUGACCCUGUCCGACGGUCCCACUCCACCAUCGCAAUCCCCUCCCCCGCAACAGACUAUGUUCUCGAUGAAUAUGGCGAACAUGGCGACCACUCCUGCUAUGUACGGCGCAAUGUCGCCGGCUAUGGGUGGCGCUUUGUCUCCCCAUUUGCUCUCCAUGCAAAUGGGGAUGGGGAUGAUGAGCCCAGCGUUUGGUAUGCAGCAGACUCAGGCCAUGCACCAGAGUGUCAUGCGUCACCCCAGCCCUGGGCCCCCUGGACAGAACUUCAUGAGUAUGGGCGGCGUGCCAUACUGAAGCUAGUGUCUUCACGAUCUUAUGGUGUUUCCCUUUCGCGCAGAGAAAUGAAAUGUGAAAAGUAUCUCGAUCACUAACAUUGGAUAUAGAUUUCUACUUUUUGCGCCGAAUGUACUUCUCUAGUUUGUAUAUCCUUUUCGCCAUGAUAAGUUUCUUCAUCUUUCCUGCUUUCUCUUUCUCGUUCAAUGUUGUAACCAUAGUCUCC